AGUGGAGAAGAACACAGGCAAGGGGUAAAAGAGACAGACAUGAUGUCGGCAAUGGCAUCAAGUAUAGAGGAGACCAGUGAUGACAUCAGUGUUGAAUUCAUCUUCACCUGAAACUUCACUGAACUGAAAUCGGGGCAGUAUGGGAGCAUCGUCCAGUCUACUGGAUGAAAAUACAUCCAACUACAUAAAAGGUGAAGUGGAUGUCAAAUUUCAGGAGUUUGCACCGAUUUAUAGGAAACAAUUUUCUUUGCCCUUCCUGUCCCAGAUCCAAGAUGAACUUGAGCAACGCAAAGAGGAACACACACAGCUCCUCAAACAAAGGGAGCCUCUAGAUGCAGGACAGAUACUUUAUGAAGAGCAUGUGCUGUGCUUUGAUGAUAGCAGGAAAUGGAAAGACAGAUUUGUUGUGGUGCGUGCCAGUUACGUCCUCGAGUGCCACAAAAGCUACAAGACAUUUAUGAAAGGUGUGCCUGCACUGCACAGCCUUCUACCUACAGGGGGCACAAUUCUGACUACAGAAGAUAAGUACAUGGAAAUGGUGGACCAGUGCUGCCCUUGCACUAACAAUGCCCGGGAAGAUUUUGCUCCCCCUAUGGCGGGCAUGCCAGGGCAGUUCCCUGUUUAUCUUAGACUUCCAUACCGUCAGGAUUCCUAUUUCUGUUUCUGUGUGAAGGAAAACCUAGUUAAAUUCAUCUCCAUCUUAUCUGAUUGUAUUCGCCACCAGAACAAAGACUUUCUAAGGAAGAAGACAUGUGAGGUUAAAGCCUUCCUCAAAGCCCUUCAGAUAUAUAGGCAGGAGAAAGGCCAGUAUGAAUCGUGGGAUAUGCUCAUUGGCAGUGAUGUGCGGGCACUUGCUAAUCUGUUGAUGGAGGACUUCGUGCCCUACCUGGAGAAGGAACUUCUGCCAUGUCUGAAGUCCACGAAGGCAGACAAGAGGAGAGUGUGGUUUGCGACAGUCAAGGCUGCUUAUUACCUGGUGCAAAUGCAACUGAUGGAGAGACUGCAUGCACUGAAAGAGGAAUGCAAAGAGAUGGUGAAACAGCAAGGGGUGCUCAUGCGCUCCAAUAUGGACCAGAUCACCAGCUCUAGAACUUUCCUGGAAGGCGAACUCAGAGCCAUGGUAACUGAGCCAGCAAUGAAGUAUUGCACAGAGCAUGUGCAGCCUUACCUGCCAGCUAUCCUGGAAGAAGUGAUGGUGCCCAUCAGCCUGGGAUUCACAGAGGCCCGGCAGUUAAGCAAGAGCAUGAUGGAGCAGCUGUGUCAGGACUUCCAAGAUGCUGAGCAUAGGGAGGAAUUCAUAGAGGCUCUUUUUAGAAUGAGUACGGCUAAUUUAGGAAGCUGUUAUGAGAAAGUGAGUGGACUGGCAGAUCACAUUCAAAAGCUGCAGCAAACCUUCAACUAUUCCACCAAACGUCUGGAGGACAGCACAGAAAUAGACAUACAACAGCUGAUGGAGAAUGCAGAGUACACCUUUGAGCUGCUGCUGCGAAAGGCUUUGGAGGACCCAUCUGUCAACUUUCCAAUGGCUAUGCAAAAGGCCAAACACAGAGUUCUGAAGCAAUUUGACUAUGACAGUAGCACAGUGAGAAAGAAGAUCUUUCAGGAGGCUUUGAUCAGCAUCACCCUACCCAGCAUAAAGAAACACCUGGACACAUCUUUCAAAGAGGAACUACCAAAAUUUCAGCAAUAUAUAUUUGCUGAUUACUCCAACUUCAUCAGUGUGGAAAACGUGUAUGAGGAUAUUCUCCAACAGAUACUGGAAAAGGAUGUCAGCAUGGUGGUCAAGGAGGCAGCCAACAUGAAGAAGUACAACCUGUUCACAGAGAGCCAAUACAAUUUAAAUCUGUCCAACCCGUCCUCCACCCCGCCAGGAUCCAAACCCAGCAGCCUGGCCCAUUUAAAAUCCCCAGAGAUUUUGCGCACAGCCCUGCCGCCCUCUCCUUUGCUAACCAAUGGCCGGGCAGUAAAAAACUCCUUCAACAAUGAACUACAGCCAGCAAUGAAAGUGGCUGUUCAAUCACCUGAAAAGUCAAGUCCAAAGAGUGAAAUUCAAGCCCAGCCUAGUGCCACACUGAGCCAAGCUCUGCCUGCUGCGGAACAAUUUGAUGUGGGAGAGAACACAACAGUCCUAGAAAAUAGUAUGGAUGAUGUAUUUGUGACUGCUGAAACAGUAAAUGAGAAAAGAGCUGAAAAGACAGCAACCUUCAUUUCCACGGACACUUCAGCUGAGAUUAAACCAAAAUGUAUACCUAUAGCAAACACAGCAAAAGGUUUGGCCAUCGUUGCCCCUGUUGUUAACCUUGACCCUAACCCUUCUAGUUCAACAGGAGGUGGUGCAGCUUUCUCAGACUUUGAUAAUAAACACUCCGUAGUAAUCAGUCCUGUUUGCAUGAAAACAGCAAACAUUAUUUCCUCUUGCUCUGGAGGUGAUGCUGUAUUCACAGCACCCCCUGCUGUAACGGAGGACAACAGCAGGGCUGCAGUAAAGACAGAGGUCACUUUAGAUGACCCAGUCACAAACAGAGCAGGGAUAAGUGAUGUCAGUGUGGUGGAAAACAAGUAUCCGAUAGCAGUUUGUUUAUCCACUGAAGAUGCAGAGACAGAUGUUCUUCAAACCGCUCACAACAUCUCCAAAGCAUUGGGCAACCAGCCAAUCACAGAUCCAGAACACACAUCAGAAUGUCUGCCUUUAUCAAGCCCAGAGGAUGAAGUCAAGCCCCUGGACUGUGUGAAGGCGAUUCGUGAUCUGGUACUGAAAUAGAGGAUGUGGUUCAGCCUUGCAAAGACACUGGGGAAAAAGUUCCACUUGAAAUGUUCAAGGAACCAGAGACUAUAGUUUAAGUCUCAACCAAGGCUUAAAGGAAUGUUCCAGGUUCAAAAUAAUUUAAGUUAAAUCGACGACAUUUUUGGAAUAACGUUCAUUACCACAAAAAAUACUUGUGAAUCAUCCCUCAUUUAUAAACAAAUGAAUACAAAAAAAUAACUAUUACAGACAUUCACAAUAGAAGUAAAUGGGGCCAGUCCAUAAAUGUUCAAAUUAUUUAGAAAGGUUUUUGAAAAGCUUUUAGACUGUAAUUUUAUGUUGUAUAAAAUAUUUUAAAAGUGUUUCUCACUCCGAGGACUAUUUUAAUGGCAUAAAUGUAAUAUAGUUCAUCUUCUUACAUGUAUUAAUCUAUUGUUUUAAGAUUAUAUACAAAUAAAUUUCUA
Molecule: messenger RNA, 3207 nt
Organism: Xyrauchen texanus (razorback sucker)
Lineage: Eukaryota; Metazoa; Chordata; Actinopteri; Cypriniformes; Catostomidae
Product: protein Niban 1-like
Exons: 15
Coding region: 140-2761 (873 amino acids)
Source: RefSeq, a predicted model, not a curated record